Molecule: messenger RNA, 10376 nt
Organism: Pocillopora meandrina
Lineage: Eukaryota; Metazoa; Cnidaria; Anthozoa; Scleractinia; Pocilloporidae
Source: the annotation of a GenBank genome assembly
AUGAAUUAUUUAAAAUUAGCUACGCAGCUUAGUAAGUCUCUUGCGACACUCUUCCAGUUUACAAUGGUCGUGGAAAGGAAUUUCAACGAAAUUUAAUCGUGGAAUGCUCUUGAGCUUUUGGAAAUUUUUGUACUGGACGACCUUAUGUUGAAGCCAAGGUAAGGCGAUGCGGUUUGCUUGCAAAUUUCUACUCUUAGCGUGGGGCGAAGAGAUUCUGGCUCGUGUGUACGUGCUUCUUCGGUCAUUACCUUCCAAUUUAAAAUCUGUUUGCUCAUUAGAGUCGUUCUUCUAUGGGGCCAGCCUAAUAUUGUUUAAAUACUACGAACCUUUUACAGUUUCGAAGUGUCUUUUUAACAACGUGUAGCUACGUGUGAAGAAUGAGAGAUAAGGGGAAAUUUGUCUCACACCGUGUUUUCCCCGCAAAAUGUGAAAAUGAACAGUGAGAUAUGUCACAAAUGGUCGCUAUUUUACUUCAAUUGGAUUUCAAAAGAUACUUGAUUCUGUAUUAAGGAAAAACUAGCAAUUAGGAUCUGUUAAAAGGACGAUAAAGCUUAAGAUAUCGCUCCGGACGCUAUAACUUCGUGAGCCCAUAAUCCGCUUCCAACCAAAGAGCAUUACACUUAACCGUGAUUGUAUUCUGAUGUAUUGUAACGUGAGCGUCAGACGUUUUACUUUCUUUGAUUUCUUUUGUUUCAUCUCACGAUAAUAUGAACAUGUAGUCUAGAGGUGAACAAACUAUUUUCUGAGUGUAGAGUGACUGUAACGUGUUGCCAAGUAGCUCUGAAUGUGUUCUUUCCGAAAAUUAUUUUUCUGCAUAUGAUUGAAUAACACGCUUCGCUCACAGAAUUCCACUCACGUUGUCAAGGAUUUUCAACCUCAUGCCAAUGGAAUGCUUCUGGUAAUUUUACCGAUGAUAUUAUGGGCGUUUUGAAACAUUCCUCUAAUAGGCAAUUUGAUUUUAAGUAGCGAUUAAAGGUGGUUCGUGACACGAUGUGAAAUUCGAGAACUGAAAAUGUCAACAAUUUUUGUGAUGGAGCGAUCAACUCUUGUCAACUUAGUCGAGUUUAUCAGGUCACCGGUUUUAGCUAGAUUUCGCCCUCCUAUCAGUCAAUCUACGAUUUCUUACUGAAGGAAGCACCUCAGGUAUUUACUUCUUUGCUUGGAGACGCAAGGUUUGAUGUUGAUUCUCACGAAAGUUUUAACUAAUAAAAAACAUAUUCCGUUAGGGGUAACCCAUUCUUUGUCUUGACGGCAAAAUGGCUUGUUUACGAAAAAAUUUUAAACUGCGAUUUCCUUAAUCGCAAAGGGGUAUUUGAGUAACUUAAGAAAGGUUACAUCUGUCAUAUUUUAGGCUGACAUUCUUUUACAUUAGCUCAAAAAGUCUCGCGGCACAACUUUGAAGAACUAAUUAUUUUCACUAUUUUUUCAUAACCACACGUGAUAAAGGGUGCGUGUGAAUUUACUACCCGUUAAGUUCAUUGACUUUACAAACCUUAGCAAAAUUUGUCGAGUUUUCCGUUUUCAACCUUGGAAGAAAGAUCUAAACUUUGGGAAAAUUUUUGUAUAUGUAUUAUCAUUCACAGCAUUUGUAGAUAGUUUGAUAAAAUAAAUUUUAUUAGUCAAAUCUUACAGCUGGCUCUCUUGAGAUUUUUAAAUUACUUCAGAACAAAAGUGCAGUGUUUAUUUCAUUCUUUUCAAUAGAAUGCAAUGAGGCAAGUGGCCAAUACAAUUCAGUUCAAUCAAGCUAUUGUCUUAAGACAUGUGGACGAGUGUGAUUCACUGUUUACAAGCGGUGCUUGACUAAAAAAAAUAGGAAUCUUAGAUUGAUUUUGAGAAAAACAACCUGACAUCUUGUUGGCAUUUAGCUGGUCACUCUUCUAAUCUGAAAGACCAAUUCACAGAUGCUAUAUGUCUGAUUAAUAUAUACUUAAAGGCACAUUUGACAAGAAUUAAGAAGACAAUUGCAAGAAGACAAUGUCUUGAUUUCUUUACUUGAUAUCUCUUGAAAUGUAAAGCAUGCAUUAGCACUUACUUUUUAAGGAGUUUUACCUUAAUGCAAGACAAAACUGAAGGAGAAAACCUAUACAAUUAAACAUUCUGCAGAGCUACAAAACUGAAUUUAAAAUUUUUGGCUAAUCCUUAGUUAGCUUAAUCCUGCUUUGAAUAUGGUGUCCUAGAGUUUUAUAAGGUGGUUCUAUGAUAAAGCACCAAAUUUAACACCAUGUUAUGACCUAAGAGGACUAUUUCUACUGUACUAUUUCGUGGUGGAAGUAAUGUUUUUUAAAUCUCAAUCAGUCAAGGAUAUUUUAAUGUAAAUUGAAUGAUGACUGAAAAGAACAAAAUGAUUUCCAUAAUUAUGUACAUUAGAAAUCUUAACUGGUAUGUGCCCUUUACCCUUUAAUUCCCAAGAUCUAAUUAGCAAUUCUCCCCUCUAGCUGUUACACUUUCCAUGUAAAUUAGUUACAAGAAUUUGGUGUUAGAUCAAGAUUACAACUACUGCCUUAUCUUUUUGAGUAUUCUUAUUUGCUGUUUGUUGUAUAAUGUAUGGAAAUUAUAGGGAGAAGUUAGAUGUUAAUCACUUGUUAAUGGGCUAAAGACAUUCUAACUUCCUGUAGCCAUAAUUACAGUUUCUUGGCUAUCAUGUUCUUCAAAUGGAUGACAUCUUGAUAUAAACUAAAUAACAGUUGUAUGGAAUAUUGUCUGAGACUAGUUCUUUUCAUUUGAUGAAGACCAUUUUGCAAUUGGCCUUAAAAUCUGGAAUUUCAGAAGAAGUAAGGGGAACUUUGUGCUGUAUUAAAACAAAGUGUUGAAGAAAGCAUGAUCAGUCUCAUAUUCGGUACCUAUGUCUAUAUCGUUGAGACACACAAGGUACGGCUUACUUCCCAAAUGAGAUAAUUUUAUGCUGAUUAUUUUGUCUUGUUUGUCGAUGUACACAUGAUGUAAUACCAGAGAUGCACCUGGAGGAGAAAAAAAUAACAAAUUCUAGGUUUCAAUGAAGUCACCUGUAUGUUUUUCUUCAGAAUUCAGCAUUCAAAUAGCCAUAAUUUUUUAUUCAUGCAUCUAAGAUCACUCAAUAUGUACAGUAGAAAAUAUUAUGCAGUUAUUUAGUUUUUGACAAUGUAUGUCAACAACUUUCUCUCCUCUCUUUCCUUAGGAAAAGGACAAGAAUAUUUCUCUUCAAUUAUGAAGGUGUGUAUUUCUUAAUAUUUAUUUCUAAACAUCCUAAGGUGCAUGCAAAAACAUUAGUUUAAUCGACACACCUUGUAGAUGAACUGAUUCUGUAUUUUAUUUUUUUGUUACAUUGGUUAUGUAUAGACACCUAAAGUGACAAGUUGACAUGUAAUUUUUUUUUCUUUUCUUAUCCAGAAAUCUGGUAGCCAAAAAUUACGAAGAAUGAUACGAGGUGUGUUUUCCAUGCAUUUUGUUAAAAAUCAUUUAUAAUCAUUCUUUAUGGCUUGGUUAAAACCUAUUUAAUCAUUUCAUUGGUCAAAGUGAAUCAUAUUAUCAUUUGCUUGGUUUUUGAGGUGCAUUAUUUCACUUAAUGAUUCAGUAGACUUACAUCCAUGUGUUCAUAAUACUUGUCUUUUGAAUGUUUCAAACUUGUUUUACUGUGAAGUGGUUGGCUUGCCUGGAUUGAAAGCUUUUCAGUGUACAACUUAUCAGAAAUAGUAUUCUUUUCAUUGUUUUCUUCUAUAUUAUUUCAUGACUGAUACUUUGUCUUCCUCUUGCUAGUGUUGAACAAAAAUUAUAGAAGUGAUCAAAUUAACUUUUCAGGUCCUUGUAUAACACAACAAAUAGGAAACAGAAGAAGCAAACCAAAAAAAUUAUAUACUUCUUCAGUUUACAUUUGAAUGGAUCUUUCCUACUUCCCAUCGCCCAGAUAUGAUCAGUAAUUCUAAUAAAAUUCAGACCUGGACAAAUCCUAUUUAUUUUACCGAGUCACAGCAGUGUAGAAAAAGCAUGUGUAGGCAGAUGAUUCAAACAAAACCUUAAAGAUGGUUAUUAGGUUGAACUGCAUUUUUUUUUGUUUUUGUUUUUGAAGUGUUGCACUUCUUUCAGUUUUUCAACUUUUUGAUUUCUUGAAGUGAUCAGAACUAAAUUUCUCCACUUAUUACAGUAAGCAUAAAAUGGCAAGUAAAGGUUAAAAGAUAUGAAUGUAUUAAGGAACUGAUACCCAAAUGGCUUGUUGUUUAACAAACACACACCAUUACUGCUGUAAGAAAAUGUAGACAGUUGAGGAGAAUUGCUAUGUCAAUGAUAAGGCCAAUUGGUGUGGAUAAAUUUUAAUAGUCACAUGAAUUUGCCAGUCAAGGUUCAAAUCAUUCAAUUUAUAGAAAAUUCCUUGACCUCUAACACUACUUAAGGCCACUUCCUGCUUAACAGCCUCAUUUUAUCUUUCUAACCAGGAGCAGAUAAAAAUUCAGGAAUGUGCAUGCUCAGCAAUAAAUACCACAAAAAAUGACAUGACAUGAUAAUUUUUAAGCUUCUCGAUUUGCAUACCACCGUGGGAAAAUACCUGUGCAUUGAGCUGUGAAACAAGUUAAGCUGCCUCAAGUGGGGGUAGGGCUACUAAUUUGGGUUACACAGCUCUUUGUCAAUAUAGAAAUAAAUGAAAUUUAGGGUGACAUAUUUACCUGGAUAACUCUAGUCACAAGCAUCUUUGGAGCAUGACAGAAACCAUGAUUUGUAGACAAAACUGUAAUCUUGUGUGGCAUAUUUUCAUAUCAGAUAUGUGGCUCUGUAAACAUUCCAUUUGUUUCACUGGGGGUGAUUGUUGUAACACAAUAACACAUUAAAAACAACAAAAGGAUGUAGAGACCUAUCAUCAUUUACUGUUGUGUGGGCAAGUGAGGGCGAAUCCUGUUAUAUUGGCUCAAAAGUGCAAUACUGCCUUGUAAAUUAUUUUGGGGCCUUUCCAACAGAAGAACUAGAAAUUUCACUGUCAAUCUAAGCUGCCUCAAGCACAUUUUGUAACUGCCAAUAUAAUCAGGGACAGAUGUUUGAAAUUCAUGCCCUUAGAUUUUCAAAGACUUUGAAAGGUCAAAGACAUCCUAGUGUUCGGAAAUAGCACUGACUUUAUCAGGCAGGCAUUAAUGUGGGAAUGUUAUUUUCCCGUCAUCCACUGUAGUUUCAUUUUCAAUGGGCAGUUUUCACGCUUUGAGGAUUUGAGUAUGUUUGUUUGAAAUUUGGAAACACUGUGGAAGAGCAAUGAGUAAUGGUAACAUCACUGGUAUUUAGAAAUAAUCUUCUCUUAAGAAAUAUUUGUGUUCAAAUCCUUAAAUAGACAGUGUAGUUUUGAGUUAUUUGUGCUUCACUGCACUUGUGUAGUUCAAUAGAUAUCUCAUCACUGAACAGUGCUAUACAGCUCUGCUGGCAUCUCGUGACUUUGUCGUGGAUAUUUUGGAUUCAUGCAUUUUAGAUUGCUUUGAUUUAUGUUAAGACAUAGGUUAAGCGAGAAAGGAAUGCUUAAAGAAUUCCACCACCUUAUACCUUGUUUGUUUGAUUUAGUAUACCCGGUGCAUGUACCAGUAGUCAUACCAAUUGCAUGGUAAAAGAGUUGUGUUUCAAAAGCUAUAGUUUGCAACGCAACAAACCUGUUUUGGUUUUGUAAAUGAAAUUUGUAUUUGUUGUAAAUUCAACUGAUGCACUUGCUAUGGAGACUACGUCUUACUUCCCAUUUUGACAAAUUUUCAACUUUCUCAAAAUGCUAUCAAUGGCGUCGUCAAUAAUCAGAAAUGCAAUUUCUUAACCCCUUCUUUGCGUAUGGUGUGUUCAAAUUUGAUGUGUUUUGAGGAAAGACAUGAGAUUCUACUUACCUUUAGAAAUAGUUAUGUUUCCUCUUUAUAUUGUAAGGAAUGUGUGUAAUUAUGGUGUAGAUUUUAAUUUCAAAUGUUCUUUGAAUUUCAAGGUUCUUUUCUUGUCAUGUGGAAGUUUACUUAAAAGAUGCUCUCAACUUGCAUUUGGCUGACAUGCAAAUUAAAACUGAAAAUGAAUAAAUGGCAGAUUACCAUAAUAGAACGUUCAGUUUUAUUUUCCACUCAUCCUUGGUUUCCUAUGUUUGUAAAAAUCUACUCGAUCAAAGACAAACUUUUUGGUAUAAGUACAUGUUUUUGAAGCUGUAUUUCCCUAAGUUUGAGUGCAUUUUCAAAUAGGAGUUCCUCUUUUAUGUGUAUAACAUUUGAACAUUUUGUUUUGAAAUAUUUUAUAUUUAAUUCAUUGAAUAAUUGUUAGAACAAGUAAGGGCUUUUUUCCUGAAGUGAUUUCUUUUUCCUAAUUUCAAUUCAACAGAAGCAUUUUGUUAUGACAUCAAUGGCAACAAGGUUAAACACGGAGAACCAUUUGUGCCUGAGGGAAAUGAUUUUUGUUACCACUGCAAAUGCCUGAGUGGACAAGCAGCACAAUGUUUUACCACAGAAUGUGCAGUGCCAACAUGUGAGGACUACAAAGCUAUACCUGGCAAAUGUUGCGCGUAUACCUGUCCUUCAGGUUAGUUUACUUGAUGACAUGCACAGGGCCUGUGAAAGACUUUCAAUUGUCUCUUAUAUAUUGCAGGUUCAGGCUAUUGCUGUAGUUUUUAACAUUUUUAUUCACAUUGUUUAGUGUGCGUAUCUCAAACUUCUCUCAUUUGAAACUUAUACCCCAUUCACACCAAAGCUAAAACACAUUUUAAAGUUGUUUUGUGAAUUUCUGUUUGACGUUGUUUUUUUACAUUAAAGUUGGUUAAACUGAUGUUUGUGACUUCAAAUUUAGCUCAGUGAAAGCAAUAGUGAUUGAGUAUAUGAACCCUCAUAAAAUUUAGUUUUUCAGUUUUCUAUUGCUGAAUUUUAUUCCGUUAAAUCUGGUGUAACUUAACAUGUUUUGUUGGUGUGAGCUGUGAUUAGACUGUGUGGCUGAUUCUCUCAAAGCAAUAUAUUUUCCCUGAAUAUCCUUAUAUACCAUCACAUGAAAGUUGCACUAUGUUGUGAUAAAACAUGGACUAGUGUACAUGUAUGUCUGAGCAUCAACUGUAUUUGCUGGAAUCAAGGGUAUUAAUGUUAGUAAUGGAAUUCUCUCCCUCUCUUGUUUUCUCUCUUUCCUGAGUAAUGGAAUUGAGGUUACUAUAGUCUUAUGGAAUCAGUCAGUAAACAACCUACUUUCAUUAUUCUUUCACUGAUACUGUGGCCUCAUGAAUACUUUUUGAGGAAUAAAUAUGCGAGAAAAAAUAUUGCAUAGCCAGUAGGUCUGAAAAAUUGAGAGCAUUACGAUCAUCUCAAGGACUGGGUCAUUGUGUUGUGUUCUUGGAUGAGAUUCACAAGACUAGAAAUGUAUGUUGGCAACUUGUCUGAGUGACCUGAUGAAAUGUGGAAAUAUAAGCUCUAGGGGAUUAUAUGGAUAAUCUCCUUAACCUCUUAAAUCCCUAGAUUCCUUAGGUGUUUCUCCUAACUGACUGCUAUACAGUUCCUUGUAGAUAUGACAGGGGAAUUUGGUGUUAUAGUAACUUAUUAUCUUCUUGCUGAUAAGCAUGUUUAUUCUCCUUACCUGUUUGCUAGAUUGAAAUUUUGGAAUGACUAGGAGAAGUUAUAAGUUAAUCACUUCUGGGGUCAAAGGCUUGAGGGGCUUUGCAGCACACUUACAGCUAUAAUCACCUUAAACCAUGAAAAAUGGGAUAAGUUCCAUUAUGAGCAUUUGUUGACUCCUAGGGAUUCAAUAAUCUUAUUCAAAUAUUGGUUUGUUUGUUCAUUAUUAGUCGGAGUUAUUUUGCCUUAGAAGGAACAGUUUCAACAAUUUUGAUGAAAAGGCAUUUCUCCUUACAGCAACAAUACAUUCACAAACAGAAUGGCGCUGAGAUGAUAGAAAAGUAUCAAAAAGAGAAUAUUGUUUGAUAUGACAGUUUAACUCCCAUGUAAUUUCUCUCUAUAAUAUCAAUACAUUAUCCAGCAAACUGGAUAUUACACCCAAUCCUUGGAGUUAAAAAUUACAAGAAAAGUGAUGUAGACAGUGAAGACAGCUGUUAUUAGGAUCUUGUCAGCAAGAGGAUUAAGUAUAACAUGAUAAUUUGGUUUUUAUCAACUGAGUUGAUGUGAAGUGACCACUGUAAAGAGUUUCCAAAGCUGAUAUUUCGAGCACUAGCACUUUGUCAGGAUGAAGGUCAUCUAUAAAAGCUUUCUACAGUGGCCAGUUCACAUAAUCAAUUCAGUUGAUAACAUCAAAUUACCCUGUAAUAUGCCCACCAACGCAGCACCAUUCUAUCUUAAGAAACUCACCCCAUAUUUAACAAAAUUUUUGUGAGAGAUGGAGGUGUGCCUUUAAAAUAUAUUUCUUAAAUCGCUCUUUCUGUUUUUACUUCAGGUGUCAAUUCAGAGGCUGCGGAGUUGGCAAUAAUCAUCAGUUUGUCAGUGGGACUAGUACUGCUGCUUAUACUCCUGGUGUUCGUCAUCGACAGAAAUCGAAAGAAAAAUCGGAGAAAUCGAACGAGAAGUGAAGUCCUGGAGCAAUCGCAAAAUUUAAGACCAAGUAAGUGAGGUAUCUCCGUGUAACUAACCCUAUGGCCCCUAAGAGUGAUUAGCAUUUUUCCUUACAAUAUCACCCGUGAAUCAAACAUUAAGGUCAGGAGAAUAAAGGAGUGAGCAGCAACCAAAGAAGCUCUUGAUUGUUAGGCUAAUACUCCUUGUCAGAACCUUACGAAAUAUGUAGAGAACAGUAUGGAGAAUAUACAUUUUGAUGUUAGGGGAAAAGGGCUAUUUGACACCAGUCCUUGAGUAUUAAAAACAUAGAGAAGAAUUGACGAAAUUGACUCUUAUCUCAUUUUUGUUUAUAGGACCGCUGAACAACAGACUUGCUGUAAUUGCAGAAGAAAAUGGUGAUGGAAUCGAACCACCUCCCCCUUACACCCCCGGUCGAGGGAGAUACAGUAUCAGAAAACCACACUAUGCCUCCCCUCCCUUUACACCAAAUGAACCGCCUCCUCCGUACGAAAUAGAUUCCAGAGAGGCCACAGACGUAUAGCAUAGGUUGACGACUGCUUUCAGUCGCUUAGGAUUAUUUGUAUAGUUAAAAUACACUGGAGCGCCGGAAGUCGUGCGGGACCGUUGGACGGAAGUGACCAGUUCUGAAUGAAAAAUCUGUUUGUUUUGUUAAAGGAGUAGCUGUUAGGGUUGGAUUUGGCGAAGCAACAAACCCAAUUAUAGAGGUGCAGCACGUGAAGCAGAGCUCGAGGAAGGAUAGCAGUGCAUCCUGUCUGUUGGAAGGUUUUUUCAGCGAGAAUCACGGUUAAUCCUUUGGCCAAUGCCUUGAGCAGAAUCUGCAAGGGCACUUUAUUCGUUCUCCCAAAGAGGAGGCCUCAGAUGAGGGCCCUGGUUCCCCCACUGAACAACGGCCCCAAAGAAAUAGUGGAUGACUUAUCAAGUACAGUAAUCUAUAAAAGCUUUCUUCUCUUGCAAAUUCCUUGAAAACCUAAACACGUUAUGCGACUACACUGGUUGGCAAGGAAUGGGGGGAUUUAGGGCUUUUAAACCAGGAGGAACUAAAGAAAACUCAAAGCACCGUCGCUACCAAUUAUUUAUUUAAAUCAGCGUCUUUCAAUCCUCACGGAACAAGAAUUCAGGCGCUAUAACGUAAAGUGAGCAAUUCUCCUCGACUUGUCAUCGUUGGAAUAUGUAAGAGUUUGGAGGUGGUCAACGCUUCAGAUUUUAUCUCCUUGGGAGGGGAACAAGCUGAAAUCGUAAACUAAUGCAGCGUUUUGUUGAAGAAAACAUUUGACUUGAGUUUUGUUUAAUGCGAAGUUUUGUUGUAUAGUAGAGAAAAACUGACAUUUUCAGUAGACCACUGUAAAUAUUUUUUUAAGGAAACUUUUUUUUGAUUUGCAAUCUGAAGACACCACUAAGGGUUUUUGCAGCCAUAGGUAGUUGAUCUUUGUUUAUCAAGUAAAUGACGAGCAAACGGCGUUACAGGUUUUAGUCACCAGGAUCAACGCGAAUGGAGCGCUUCUCGAUUGAGUGUUGUAAAAACCCAAACCAAAGCAAUCACAACAGCCAAUCACAAGAAGGAAAACGCCACAAGGAGCCAAUGAUAAGGGAGUUAAGACAAGCAAACUGUUUGAAACGCGGGAAAACGCGGGCGACUAAGUCGUGAUUGUUUUUAAUUUUUGAAUCUAAUUGGUCGCGAGUUUUAUGAACCAAUCACGACACAAAACAACUACGGGUUACUUUCGACACUCAAUUGAAAAUGGCCCAGUAUGACUUAUUCGUUGAACUGAUUGCAUAGUUUUCUGACGAAAGGCAGAAAUUCCUAUUAGUGACGUCUCCUGACGCCUACUCCUGAAACUUACUCCUGAAACUUUUAGUGAAGUAACGUUUUCCUGAAAGAGUUCGGCAGCAAGUUUCUGAAGCGUUGAACAA